ACCAGCCGCGCCUGACUCGCGCGGAAAAUGGAAUCCGGCGCGUGUCUCUCGGCUGCAACGACAAUCUCCGCGGUUCUUUGUUGUUCAAUAAAUAUGAGCGUGCCUCCGCAAAGCUGUUACAUUUUCAGCGAUGACAAAUCGCUGCCGCCGAUCUAUCUUGCCGACGAAACGCCAACUUUUGUCGGGAGAAGCGUCGCCACCCAAAUAACUGACAUUAAGUGCUCCAAGCAGCAAGUAUGGCUUUAUGCGAGCUACGCAGAUAACAAAGUGUUUGUCAAACAAGUCGGCUCUCACUCGUCCGGUUUCAACGGCUUCAAAACGCAGAAGAAUGUGAAAUAUAUCGCCAAACACGGAGACUGUUUGGAAAUGCUUUACAACAAGUACAAAUAUCGUAUAGAGUUCAAUCCACCGCCGGAAGAGAAGGCCGAGAGCGAGAGUCUCAAAAAAAGAGUUUACGAAUCUAGUUCCGAUGACGGAGGCGAUGGGGUGGAUCCGAGUAGAUUAGCAAAGGCUAAGAAACCUAAGAUCGUAGGUGAGAAUAUCGACUCAGAUGUGCGAACUCUGGAAGAUCAUGUAGAAGAUAACGAGGCAGCUAACGGUAGCAGAGAAUUAAACCAAACGGAAGGCUUGGAAUCUUUGGCAAAUUCAAAGCCGGCAGAACAUGAACUUUGGGAAGACAUUGAUAAGGCGUUACUAAUAUAUACAAGCAAGGGCGUCAUAGCACGAUCUAAAAUAGCAGCCUAUGAUAUGGAUGGUACUUUGAUAAAGACACAGUCGGGGCAUGUUUUUCCCAAGGAUCAUAACGAUUGGCAAUUAAUUUUCUCUGAGGUGCCAGGAAAAUUGAAGAAAUUGCACAAAGAAGGGUAUAAAAUAGUAAUAUUUACAAAUCAAGGAUCACUUAGUCUUGGAAAGUGGAAACCCAGUGAUUUCAAAGUAAAAAUUGAGAGGAUUAUCCAAAAAAUUGGAGUUCCGAUACAGGUGUUCAUAGCUACUGGCAAAAGUAUAUACAGAAAACCAUUGACCGGGAUGUGGGAUACUCUGGUUAACCAUAAAAACGAAGGAGUACCUGUGGACAAAGAUUCCUCUUUUUUUGUCGGCGAUGCAGCUGGAAGAAAGAAAGAUUGGGCGCCAAAGAAAAAGAAAGAUCAUUCAAGUGCCGAUCGAUUGUUAGCUUUGAAUUUGGGUUUAAAAUUUGAAACAACAGAGGAACAUUUCUUGGGACAUAAGCCAGCGCCAUGGGAACUACCUAAAUUUGAUCCAAAGAAAUUAGUCGAAAAUACAGAUAUAACAGAUCCUCCUACGGCUAAGCUAAAAUCAGAAAAGCAAGAGGUGAUAAUUAUGGUCGGUAGCCCUGGUUCAGGUAAAUCACAUUUUGCUAAAGUACACUUGCCUACCUACCGUCGGAUAAACCGAGACACCUUGGGUAGUUGGCAAAAGUGUAUUUCAGCAUUGGAUCAAGCACUAUCCGAGGGAAAGAGUGCCGUCGUGGAUAACACUAACCCAGAUCCAACUGUCAGGCAGAAAUAUAUCGACAUUGCCAAGACACGGAGGGUUCCGGUGAGAUGUUUCUUAAUGGGGACGGAACUCGAGCAUACAAAACAUAACAACAAGUUUCGGCAGCUGACAGACAGCUCACACGACACAAUAAGCGACGCAAUAAUCCACGCGUACAUUGACACAAAGUCGCAGGUAAUAUGGCGCUGUGUCAGAUUUGUGAAGCUGCUGCUACUGUUGAUCUUACGAUUCUGCACGAACUUCGUCCUCAUGAAUGAUGAACAUUACAGAAAGAAUUUUAAGCCACCAACGAUGGACGAAGGGUAUACCGAAAUCGUCAAGAUCAACUUUGUGCCAAAGUUUAAAAACGAAAAAGACAAGAAACUUUACAAAAUGUACCUGCUGGAAAAGUGAUUCCUCAAGAAUUUUAUACUUAUAUAAUUAACACUUAAGUUUUUUCUAGUAAUGCGGUUGAUUUUUAUGCAUACGAUUAUUAUUUAUAUAAUUAAUAUUAUUUUUACUGUUUAAAAGUUGAACAAAAUUUGUUCACUUAAAUUUUCUAAGCAAUGGCUAUGCGGAAUUAUUAGCAAUUUCAGUGUGUGGCUCAGCUGUUUUAUAGUAUUACUCGAGUGAAUAGUUUCUACUCAUUCCAUGUACAUUUCCUUUUUUUUCCGAAUAAUUGAUUUUAUUGUGAAGACAAAAACAAAAGUGAUAUCCUACAAUGAUUUUAGUUAUUGAUUAAUGAUCAUCAUGUAAGAUCGUGCCGAAUAAAAAAAA
Molecule: messenger RNA, 2271 nt
Organism: Diprion similis
Lineage: Eukaryota; Metazoa; Arthropoda; Insecta; Hymenoptera; Diprionidae
Gene: PNKP
Exons: 8
Coding region: 28-1908 (626 amino acids)
Biological process (GO): DNA repair
Molecular function (GO): polynucleotide 3'-phosphatase activity; ATP-dependent polydeoxyribonucleotide 5'-hydroxyl-kinase activity; protein binding
Source: RefSeq, a predicted model, not a curated record